Messenger RNA from Arabidopsis arenosa, 5404 nucleotides. The record is from the annotation of a GenBank genome assembly. NCBI's taxonomy places the organism in Eukaryota, Viridiplantae, Streptophyta, Magnoliopsida, Brassicales, Brassicaceae.
UUAUCGAGAAAUUUUGAUUUCCUGAAACAAUUUUGAUUGAUUUUUAUCAUAUGAUUUGGUUUUGUGGGGUGAUUGAUUCAGAUUUAAGAUUCUUUAGCGUUUUGGUUGUUCUCUUAUAGGUUCUGUGUGUGAUAUACGUUACGAGGUUAUAGUAUCGUCGUCGAAGAGUAUGAAGCGUAAAAGCGGACAUAAGAAAGGGAAGAAGUCUAAAAAGUCUAAGACUAUCAAUGAAGAAGGGAACUUGAAUGAGUCUACCGAAAACGCGGAGAAUCAAACCUCUGAGCAAAGUUCUGAAGCUCCUGUGGAGUGUGAGAAUGAUGAAUCUAAAAUGGAGGUUGAUGCUCCUUUGUCUACUGGGACUGGUAAUUCACCUGUUGCUAGUGUAGAUAUAGCUGAUAGUAUAGCGGCGAAGUCAGUUGCGCGAGUUAAGGUUAAAUUGAAGACUUCAAAAGCACCAGAACCUGAUGAGACCUUGGGUAAUGAUAUCGAUAAAGCGGUGUCUGAAAAACCUGUUGUGCCUGCUGAGAAAAAGGAGGAAUUGGUUCCUCCUCGUUUGCCUGAGAGGAAGCCGGUGUUUUUGAAUGUUUACAGGAAAACUAAAGGUAUAAAGAUUAAGACUUCAAAGGCGGUUGAUGGGUCUAGCUCGGUUACUGAGAAGAGUGCUGAUACUGUCAAGAAAGAGGAGAAGAAGACUGAUCAAAAUUCACGAUACAAUAAGCAAGAACUGGAAGAUUCUCUUACAGUGAUCAAGAAGAUUAUGAAGAUGGAUGCUGCUGAUCCUUUUAAUGUUCCUGUGAACCCAGAAGCUCUUGGAAUUCCUGACUACUUUGAUAUCAUCAAGACACCUAUGGAUUUUGGAACAAUAUGCAAUAAUUAUGAGAAAGGCAACAAGUAUAUGAAUUCUGAGGAUGUUUACAAGGAUGUCAACUACAUAUGGAAUAACUGUUCCAAGUACAAUAAGAAAGGUGAUUAUAUUGUCGAUCUGAUGAAGCGAGUGAAGAAAAAUUUCAUGAAGUACUGGACUGCAGCAGGGUUGUAUACUGAGCAAUCAGCAGCAGAAAAUACAGAGGAUGGUGGGAAGGCAUCCACCAAAGGUAGUCAAUCAAAGCAGAAGAGUCAUAAACGCCAUGGAAGGCACCACAAGAGUGAUUGCAUGUGUGCGGUAUGUGUUCUGAAGCGACGUAAAAGAGAACGUGAGCGAGACUCUGGAGCACAAGAGGAAUCCUCACCUGCGGGAAGUCCUUCUGUGGAUAAUUCAUCAAUAAACAUGGGUGAGGAGCAGGACAUGGAUAUUGAUGUUGACAAAACUGAACAAGAAAAAACAGAAAUCGUGGAACUAGAUAGUCCGGUAUCAAAAACACAAAGAGUGACUGAAAAUAAACAAGAGGUGGAGGAAGAGGAAAACGUUGAAGUGGAGAGUGAAAAUAAAACCGAAGCUAAUGUAGAGGACAAGACUCAAUCGAUUGAUAGAUCAAUGGAAGAGACUGGCGAUGAACCUGUGACUAGUGCUGCAGAGAAAUCGGUUGUUUUAGCUUCCCUUGAAGGUCCAAAAUCGACUCAGAAUGAGGAAGAAGAGAAGGAAAAACAACUCCAAGAGCAAAAGAAACGGCAGGAGUUAGAGCGUAAAGAAUGGAGAAUAAAGAUGCAAGAAAAGUUCCAAGUCAGAAACCCGCAGCUUCUAAGUCUCUGUGAAACUCUCUUCCCUAAUGAAAACAACCACAAUUCCGUAUGGAACGGACCUCACUCGCUGUUUAAACGUCGAGGAGGUUCUUCAAAUCAUAGUAGUGCUUUACACAAAGCAAUAGAGACGAGCGAGAUUCGUCGACGAUUGGUUCCGAUUAGGGUUUUGAAAUUCCGAUUCGAUUUGGGUUCUUCGAUAGAAAUGGAAACGGCGAUGAUUAGUUCGGCGAGUAGUGUACUCGCAAUGCUCAACGAAACACAUCCUUCACUGAAACUUCAAGCGCUCAUAAAUCUCAACAGAUUUGUUCAUCAAUUUUGGCCAGAGAUCUCCGCUAGUCUCCCAAUCUUAGAGUGCUUAUAUGAAGAUGAAAAGUUCGAUCAGCGUUUUAGACAGCUUGCUGCAUUGCUGAUCUCUAAGGUUUUCUAUUACUUGGGUGAGAUUAACGAUUCACUGUCCUCUGCACUUGGAGCUGGAUCUUUUUUGGCUGUGCCGGAUGAAUCGGAUUAUUAUCAUACUCUUCUAGCCAAAGCAAUAGAUGAGUAUGCUAGUCUCAGAUCAAAGGCAGUCGAGUUAAAUGAGAUGGUGGACAUUGACCACAGACUGGAGGCUAUUGUUGAAAAAUUGUUUGAAAAUGAUGGAAAGUAUCAGCAAGCCAUGGGCAUUGCUAUAGAAUGCCGGAGAUUGGAUAAGUUGGAAGAAGCUAUAACGAAGAGCAAAGAUGUUCAGAAAAGUUUAUCUUAUUGCAUCAAUGUUUCUCACUCUUUUAUUAACCGUAUAGAAUAUAGAUUUGAGGUUCUUCGGUUACUUGUUAAUGUCUACCAGAAGCUGACUUGUCCUGAUUAUUUGAGCAUUUGCCAGUGCCUUAUGUUCUUGGAUGAACCGCAAGGUGUUGCAAGCAUAUUGGAGAAACUUAUUCGUUCGGAGGACAAAGAUGAUGCUUUACUGGCGUUGCAAAUUGCUUUCGAUCUUGUAGAGAAUGAGCAGCAGGCAUUUCUCAUGAGUGUUAGAGACAGCCUUCCAAUGCCCAAGACCCUUCCUGUAGUAGCUGUUCAAGCUGCUGAAACCUCUACCGCUCAGAGGGAGAACACUGCCGGGGAUGUCCAGUUGACAGAUGAAACAGAUCAUGCGGAUGCUGUGUACACUGAGAGGUUAACAAAGGUUAAGGGAAUUUUAUCUGGAGAGACAUCAAUACAGCUGACCCUCCAGUUUCUUUACACAAAUGAUAUAUCAGGCUAUUUGAUCCUGGAGACAAAUGAACAGUCUGAUGAAUCGUGGUACAGUGAAUUGCACGGUGCUAUAAUAUAUGCGAAUGCGAUAAAGCAUGCUAGAACAGCGAGGGACGAAUUUUAUGAGGAAAAUUCGGUUUGGCUAAGUAGGGCCACCACUUGGGCUAAGUUUAGUGCUAUAGCGGGAUUAGGUGUUAUUCAUAGAGGUCAUCUACAACAAAGUAGGUCAUUGAUGGCCCCAUAUUUGCCUCAAGGCGGAGCAACUGGUGGCGGGAGUUCUUAUUCUCAAGGUGGUGCUUUAUAUGCCCUUGGCAUUAUUCAUGCCAACCAUGGCGAGGGAAUUAGGCAAUUUCUUCGUGAUAACCUACGCAGUACUAGUGUUGAGGUUAUUCAACAUGGAGCUUGUUUAGGUCUUGGUUUGGCAUCUCUUGGGACAGCUGAUGAAUGCAUAUAUGAUGAUAUCAAAAACGUGCUCUACACUGACAGUGCAGUUGCUGGUGAAGCUGCAGGCAUCAGCUUGGGUCUAUUAUUUGUUGGAACUGCAACCGAUAAGGCAAAUGAGAUGCUUGCUUAUGCUCACAAGACUCAGCAUGAGAAAAUAAUAAGGGGAUUGGUUCUAGGAAUAGCUCUCACAGUAUAUGGUAGAGAAGAGGGAGCUGAUACUUUAAUUGAGCAGAUGACUAGAGAUCAGGAUCCUAUAAUUCGUUAUGGUAGAAUGUACACACUGGCAUUGGCUUACAGAGGAACCGCAAACGGCAAAGCCAUCCGCCAACUUCUGCACUUUGCUGUCUCUGAUGUUCCCUGUAUUGUAUCCCUGAUUUCCCAGUCGUACAAUCCGCAUGUCCGCUAUGGCUCGGCUCUUGCAGUAGGUAUCUCUUGUGCAGGCACUGGCCUUAGUGAGGCGAUAUCUUUGUUGGAGCCACUUACAUCAGAUGUGGUUGACUUUGUUCGUCAAGGUGCUCUGAUUGCCAUGGCGAUGGUGAUGGUCCAAAUUAGUGAAGCAAGCGAUUCUCGCGUUGGAGCAUUUAGGCGCCAACUUGGGAAGAUUUUACACGACGGGCUUGCAGAUGAUAUGAGCAAUAAUAUGGGAGCAUAUUUGGCGUCAGGUAUUCUUGAUGCUGGUGGAAGUAAUGUGACAAUACGACUUCUCUCUAAGACAAAACAUGACAAAGUCACUGCAGUCAUUGGCCUUGCAGUCUUCAGCCAGUUUUGGUAUUGGUACCCGCUGAUAUAUUUCAUAAGCUUGGCGUUCUCACCAACCGCGUUCAUCGGUUUGAACUACGAUCUCAAAUUCCCAAAGUUUGAAUUCAUGUCGCAUGCAAAACCAUCUUUGUUUGAGUAUCCAAAACAAGCUACGGUUGUUACUGCCUACACUGCUGCCAAAUUACCAACUGCUCUGCUCUCAACCUCAGCAAAGGCCAUUAAAUCUAGGGAUAAGAACAAGAACGAAACAGAGCAGAAAAUUAUUGCUGAAAAAGCAGCCAGUGCCGAAAAGUCUUGCAAUGAAAGUGGAGCUGGAAAAGGCAAGGCAUCAAUUGAGAAGGAAACAGACACUGUGCAGGUCGACAGCACAGCAACAAUGGAGAAGACGGCUAUGUCAGAAGCAAUGUUUGAGAUUCUAGCUAACCCCUCGCGGGUACUCCCUGGACAGGAGAAAUACAUAAAGAUGAUAGAGAGCAGCAGAUACGUACCGAUGAAGCUAGCUUCAUCAGGGUUCGUCCUUCUCAAGGACUUGCAUCCGAUGUAUCCCAAGUUUGGAGAUGUGGAAUUUACUACAGUUCAAGAUGGUGGAGGCCUCGAUUUCAGAGAGGUUUGUUCCGUACCAAAACUUGGUAAGGUCACUUGUUGUCAUUUCUCAUCGGAUGGGAAAUUCUUGGCGAGUGCUGGACAUGAUAGGGAGCCUGGUUACUACUGCCUAGGAACAAUGGAUGAUCAUACAGCUCCUGUGAUGUCCCUUGACUUUCACCCUAAGAAAACCGAGAUGUUUUGCUCUUCUGAUAGCAGCGGUGUAAUCCGCUACUGGAACAUCGAUACAUUUUCUUCUCUUGAUACUUUGGAGGCAAGCUUCACAACUUUCUCUUACCAUUCUCAGCCUUUGAUCUCUGUUUUCGAAUCUUUAGACUUUCCAAGCAGGGGGGAGAACGGUGCCAGCAGGUCCGGUUCCAGCCACCAGAUGGAAAAUAUCUUGCUGCAGCUCUUCAAAACUUCGUGUCAAUUGUGGAUGUUGAAACUCAUCAACUGAUUUUCCGGUUAGAGGUAGAAGAUUUAUUGAUUGAAAGUUUUUUCAGUAUUAGAAAGAGAUUCACAGUACCGUUAAUAUCUUCCUAAUCCUGAUGUGUUUUAUUGUUUGAUGUCACGUGUCUCGUUGAUUUUGAUAGGGAUAUGACACCAAUGUACUAUAUGUUUCCUGGGACAAAACUGGGAAGUAUUUAGCAUGUAUUACCGAAGACUCUGUAAGCGUGUGGACAUUAGCAGAAAACAAAUUCCGCGAGUUAAA